CCUCAUAAUGUAGUUCUCAGUUGUUGAAGAUAGAUGCUGUUGUUAUUGACAGACCUCCAUCGUUAAAAUGCCGCCAUGGUCCAUGAUAUCGCCUGCCUCGCGGGGCAUAGGUUUCGCGAUUGCCAGAAGGGUGCUGCAGACCACCAAUGCACCUGUCGUUGCGACAGCACGCAAAGACUUGGGCAAGCUAAAAGAGGAAUUGCUGGAGGGAUUGAAGGUUGACGAAGCACGAUUAACGGUAUUGAAACUCGAUGUCACAGACGAAUCCACCAUCGCAGACGCAGCGGCUUCAUGCAAAGAACUAUUCAAAAACGACCACAAGCUUCAGCUUGCGUUCUUUGUACCAGGGCUUCUCUAUCCCGAAAAGUCGCCAGCCCAGAUCGACGCAAAAGAUGCGUUGCUGACCUUCCAGACUAAUACGCUGGGCCCGAUGCUUAUGAUCAAGCAUUUCUCUCAGUUCCUGCCAAAAAAGAAAGGAAUUGUUGAAGAAGACCAGGAGAUAAUGAAGGGGUUGCCGUCUGCCGCCACCAUGGCAAUCAUGUCCGCGCGCGUGGGCAGCAUUUCCGAUAACAAACUCGGGGGUUGGUACAGUUAUCGUGCGUCCAAGGCCGGCGUCAACCAGGUCGUCAAGACAUUCGAUAAUCACCUGCGGAUGGCAUCUGAGGACAAGGCGCUCGCUGUAGCUCUGCAUCCUGGUACAGUCAAGACGCAGUUCAGCAAACAGUUCUGGGGCGGCGUCGAGAAGGAUAAACUUUUCGAGAAGGAGUGGGUGGCUGAACGACUUGUUGAUGUUGUCAGGCAGGUGGGUGUUGAGGGACGAGGCAAGUGCUGGGAUUGGGCUGGUAAGGAAGUACCGCCUUGAGGGACGAGCAGGUGCAGCUCGGUAGGCCUGGUUUUGCAUCCAUGGAUGUCAUGAUCCGUUCCGAUACCAACAACACAAUUUAUCGCUACUUUCAAGCUUCAAAGUCUCAUUCUCUUAUUGCUAGUAUUACUUUCAUUUACCUACGGCUUCCAAUAGCCCCGGAACAC
Molecule: messenger RNA, 1029 nt
Organism: Boeremia exigua
Lineage: Eukaryota; Fungi; Ascomycota; Dothideomycetes; Pleosporales; Didymellaceae
Exons: 2
Coding region: 68-862 (264 amino acids)
Source: RefSeq, a predicted model, not a curated record